Molecule: messenger RNA, 1322 nt
Organism: Pocillopora meandrina
Lineage: Eukaryota; Metazoa; Cnidaria; Anthozoa; Scleractinia; Pocilloporidae
Source: the annotation of a GenBank genome assembly
AUGGUCGGAGAGAAAAGUAGAUCUGUCUACAGGAAGAAAAGAAAAAGAAAUUUUUCUGGAAGGCGAAAACAAAAAGAAGAGUCUGAAGAAACAGCUCCUGAUGUUGGCGAAAUCGCCGCCUCAACUCCGAGCACUUUGCGGGAUGAAAAUCAGCUCUCCGACUCGGACUCUAAAGAAACCGUUGGUUCCUCUAGAAAGAAAAUGAAAUAUGCCGACGAGGAGCUUCUUUUAGACAGCUCUGAUGAAGAGUAUACCUUCAAUACCGAGGAAAGCGAGGGAUAUAGAUUAAUAAAUGUGAAAAAUUUAUCCACGGCCGUCUCAAAGGCACACAUGUGUGAGAAAGGUGAGAAAUUUUUUGAAAUCUAUGUCUUUCUCUGUUUUAGAUUAUGACUUAUUUCCCAUAUCAUAUCGACCCUUAGUUCCAGUUUUUCCCUGCUAAAUACGCUGAUUUAUCUAUUAAAUCUUGGAUUGGGUAAGAGAAAGAUUUUUAGGUAUUGUGCAUAUACACUGUAAACAAAAAAUUAUGGGGAAAAAUCACAGAAUGUGUAUUUCUGACUUGAGGUCUUUACUUUGCUUAUAAUAAAAUUGCCCGAUUUAUUUUACAAUUUUCACUUGAUUUGUCUUUAGGCACCUUAACUCUUGAGGAAGAAAAAAGUGCAAGAGCAGGGCUGAUGUCACAUUUUUCCCUUCAGUGCUGUUCCUGUGAGGAAUCCAGUCCACUUCCAACAUCCAGUGGUGUGACCCAGCGAGGGAAAUCAUAUGACAUUAACCGCCGAGUUGUCGAACAUGCUAUAGAGAGUGGCAGUGGUUACGAAGGCCUUGCCACAUUCUGUGGUAUAAUGAAUAUGCCCUGCCUUUCUAAGCCUGCUUACUACAAACAAGUGGACAACAUCCUGGAAGCUCUUGAGGAUGAAGCAAAGGAGGACAUGAGAAAAGCUGGAGAGAGACUUGGGCAGCAGAUUUUGGAAGAAAACCCAGAAAAAGAUCUGGAUGAUACUCUGGAUGCUGUUGUAAGUUUUGAUGGCACUUGGGCCAAACGAGGGUUUACCUCAUUAACUGGAGUGGUUUUUGUCAUUUCAGUGGACACUGGUGAAGUUUUGGACUACCAUGUCCUUUCAAAGGCAUGUCAGAAAUGUGCUUUAAAGAAAGCAAAAGGUGUAAAUGAGGAAGAAUUUGAGGAGUGGUUGUUGGAACAUGAAUGUGACAUUAACUUUGCUGGUAGCUCACCAGCAAUGGAGUGUGAAGGAGCUGUAGUCUCGUGGGAAAGGUCAUUGGAACGUCACAACCUGAGGUACAGAUGGAUGGAUGAUGAGCGAUGGUGA